Molecule: messenger RNA, 1557 nt
Organism: Malassezia japonica
Lineage: Eukaryota; Fungi; Basidiomycota; Malasseziomycetes; Malasseziales; Malasseziaceae
Product: RING-type E3 ubiquitin transferase
Exons: 5
Coding region: 1-1557 (518 amino acids)
Biological process (GO): protein ubiquitination; mRNA splicing, via spliceosome; DNA repair
Cellular component (GO): U2-type catalytic step 1 spliceosome; cytoplasm; Prp19 complex
Molecular function (GO): protein binding; ubiquitin protein ligase activity
Source: RefSeq, a predicted model, not a curated record
AUGUUCUGCGCAAUUUCUGGCGAGGCGCCCAAGGAGCCUGUCGUCUCGACAAAGAGCGGGCUUCUCUUUGAAAAGCGGCUCAUCGAGCGCUACAUUGACGAGAACGGCAAGGACCCGAUCACGAACGAGGAGCUGAGCCUCGACGAUCUCGUCGCGGUCAAGACGUCGCCGCACACGGCAUUCCCGCGCCCGCCGACGCACUCGAGCGUGCCAUCGCUGCUGGUCGCGCUGCAGAACGAGUACGAUGCCAUGAUCUUUGAGACACUCGCGCUCAAGAAGCAGUACGACGCGGUGCGCCAGGACCUCGCGCACGCGCUGUAUACGAACGACGCCAGCACGCGCGUCAUUGCGCGGCUCAUGAAGGAGCGCGACGAGGCUCGCGACGCCCUCGCCAACGUCCACACUUCGCUCGGCGUCGCGCCGCAGAGCGACGAUGUCGAGAUGGCACCGGCGGAGCCGAGCGCCGCGCUUCCCGCGCAGGUGCUCCAGUCGAUCGACGAGACGGCCUCUACCCUCUCGAGCGGCCGGCGAUCGCGGAUCAAGCAGGGUGCGCCGCAGGGCUACACGACCCCCACCACUGCGGCGUCCUUGCAGGAGCAGACGGCGAUCACGUCGCUGCACGGCGCAAGUGCGCCUGGUAUCACUGCGCUGGAUGUCAGCGCUAACGGUGCGCUGCUGCUCACCGGCGGCAAGGACAAGGCCGUGCUGGUGCUGGACAGCGCCACGCAAAAGGUCCUGUCGACCUUCAAGGGGCACACCAAGCCCGUGAACGCGGUCGCCUUUGCGGGCCGCGCGAAUCCGCCGGUCGGUGCCGAGGCCGCACAGGCGCCGGCGCCGGCGUACGCGGUGAGCGGCAGUGCGGACAAGACCGUGCGUGUGUACGUGGCCAAGGACGACAAGUACGCGCUUGCGCACACGCUCAAGGGCUACAGCGACGAGGUGGUCGGUGUCGACGUGCACCCCACCGACUUGCUGGUCGGUAGUGCGAGCCGCGACCGGACGUGGGCGCUGCACGCGCUCGACUCGGGUGAGCGUCUCCUGCACGUCGAAGCGCCGCAGGAGGACGACGAGGUUGGCUUUGAGUACGCGUCAUUUGCGUUCCACCCCGACGGCCAGCUCGCUGCGACCGGUACGGCGGACGGCGCGGUGCGCGUCUGGGACGUGAAGCAGGGCAAGCAGAGCGCCGUGUUCCGUGGACACACUGGCGCGGUGCACGCGCUGCACUUUUCGCCGAACGGAUACCUGCUCGCAGCCGCGACGCGCGACGCGCCCGAGGUCAAGAUCUGGGACCUGCGCAAGCUCGAUGUCGCGCGUACGGUCGAGCUUCCGGAGGGCUACGUCGUGUCGCAGGUCCGUUUCGAUCCUACGGCGCAGCUCCUUGCGGUCGUCGGUACAGACGUGCGUGUGUUUGGCGGCAAGGCGCUGAGCCUUGCCUUUACCUAUGACCAGAACGCUGCCGAGGAGACUGGUGCGCAGUGGUCGCCCGUCGAUGGCGCGCUGGUGGUCGCCGGUCUCGACCGCACGGUGCGUGUGCUCGGCGCGGGCGCAGAGGCAUGA